Mercenaria mercenaria is the source of this 3684-nucleotide messenger RNA. RefSeq lists its product as uncharacterized. Gene Ontology annotation, molecular function: protein binding. The transcript is spliced from 3 exons. NCBI's taxonomy places the organism in Eukaryota, Metazoa, Mollusca, Bivalvia, Venerida, Veneridae. The coding region runs from base 724 to 2904 and encodes 726 amino acids. The record is from RefSeq and is a predicted model, not a curated record.
UGUGACCUUGAAAGAAAAAAAUGACGACUAAUAAUUACUAAUAUCACUGUACAAAUGUUUCUUAUCACAAACAGGGAAUCGAUCAAAAACUCGAAUCUCGGUUACAGUUUAAUUUAAUUUGUAUUUUUGUAUAUAAGCCAAAAAGAAAUAUUAAAUAUACAUCAAUUUAUAUCAGUCUAUAUCAAGCCGUUUCGUCCUUAACAAAAUUAAUUGCCAAAUCGCAACAAUAUUUAAAGUCAAAUCGAGCCAAUCGCAUUUAUAUGUUGAUCGUCAAGAUCUAUAAUCCGCAUUAAUACCAAAAUAUAUUUUGCCUAUCAACUGACUGUAUUAGUUUAUGUAUGGACACAUUGAAGAAGUAUUGCAGUAAUUGAUGAACGGUCUUUAAAAUUUUAUUUUUAAUAAAAGAUUGUGAAGGAUAAAUUUAAAAACAACAUGGCUAAUAACUAUCAAGAAAGUAAACAGUGUCGGGAUUGCGGAUAGAGUGUUUUUGAAAUAAAAAACAGUCUUCAGUGGUAUUUGUGGAUCUUAAUUUUUUAACAUUUCCUGACUCGGAAAAUUUUCCGUGGUGAGGAAAAUUCAAACUGUGAUUUUGAGGCAAAAAGUGGAAAGAUAAGCGGACAAAUAUAGCUACUACCUGUUCUUGUCAGGGAGCAAAAGAGGAAAGAAACUAAAGGAUUUUUGGCGGGAAUCUGAGUGUGGCAGGAGAAAAGAGUUUAGAAAUUGAUGUCCAUAAGUUCCGAAUGCAAAACACACAGAGCCCCGAGUAUGUUGAUAUUUGGAGUACACGAAGGAGAAAGGGUCGCGAUAGAUGUGCCUAUUGGUUCCACGGUGGGGGAGGUGAAGAAAAUGAUACAGGUCAAACUUAACAUUUAUUUUGAUGAUCUGGUAAAACAAGACAAGAAAGUUCUGGUGGUGUCUUAUGCCGGAUCAGAUCUGAACGAUGCAUGGAUUUUUACGGAUUUGGGGAUUGUACCUGGGUCAACUGUGAAAGUCUGCAUGAAAGAGGAGGUCAAGCCAGUCCUGUUUGUGAAAUGUUCACACAGUGGUGAAGUUAUUGAGAUUAUGGAUGACUACUUUGUUGAAAAGCUUCUGGUUGACGAUCUGAGAACAAUGGUGUCCAAGAAAUCCGGACUACCGGUUUCUAUUUUUAGAUUAGUUUCACGUGAUAAUUUGGAAUUGUUUGACAGACAUGUUCUGUUCGAUUACAGUAUAGAAUGUGGAGACACUGUUUACAUGGAGAGUUGGGACGGAUGGACAGAGCUGAUAAAUUACAGCAUAUUGGGAUUGACACCUAGCGUAAUGCCUUUGAUUGUAUCAGACGAGAUACAGUCUCGAUUUCAACUCAAAGUAGUGUUAUACAUAGCCGCCCAUUUUGGAUGCGUAGACUUGGCACGCACUUGCAUAAAAUCGGGAAUCCGUCCAGAUGAGCCGAUAGGUGAACAUCCUAGUAGACAAUGGUGUAAAGAACAGUCACACACUGAGACAAUGAGGUCCGCCGUGCACGAAGCCGCCGAGUUUGGACAGCUUGGAGUAUUAAGACUUUUUGUGAAUACUGAUAUCACUUGCUCAAUGGCUAGAGAUGGCCACAGUCUAACACCGCUCAAUCUGGCCCUUCGAAAUAAACAGCGACCGUGUGCCUCUUUCUUGUUGACAAAGCAGUGGGUUCGAGUCCCCGUGACUCGUAGCCAAUCUAUGACCUUGCAAACAUUUAGAAGAAUCAAGCUCUGGUGCGAAAGAUGUAAGGAAAAAGCAUUUAUGAAGUUUGGCCCUAACAAGUCUUCUCUAAAGCGUCGUUCUUUCAACACUGGGCCACUUGUAAGCCACGGUGUCAUUGUGGACGGGUAUUCAGUCAGUCCAAUGAACGGAAAAUCCAAAAAUGUACAAAGUAUGAGGGACCGAAGACGACAAGCAAAUGAAAAUAACAACUCGACAUCGGAAAGUGACGGAGAUCCUGAAUCGUAUUUCAAACACUUGACGGCAGUUCAGACUUACGGUCCCAAAUUCCGGCAAAAUACUCGUUGGGGUAAAAUGGUCGGGCGGUCAAGCGUCGGUGCAAUGCUGGGUGCCGGCCUGAAGAAUGUCUUGAAGGGAGAUAAACCUGACGGUCAAGAGAGAGAAGAAUCCCCGGAUGGAGGCGACGUUAAAGAUUCGAAUACAGAUAAAGAUACAAAGCUUCCUCCUAUUAUGGAAAAGGCCAGGAUUAACAUGACUUUAUCUCAGUCACAGCCUUCUGUUGCUCAUGGCAAUCCCGACGAAGAAAAAUUAGAUCCAGCUGAAAAGUUGAGUGUCGUUCCGGAAAAAGGCCGAAAAUAUAUCCGCACCGGUGUAAUUUCACGAGCGAAAACUACAGAUAUGAGCGCAUCUAUGCCAAACAUGAAAGUAAAAUCCACAAGCGAAAAUAAAGAGAAUAAAGAGCCCAAAGAGCCAAUUAAAGAAAGAGAUAGAGGUAGCCUAACUUCGGCAAAAUCCGAUAAAACCAUGGAAAGGGCUGGAACGUCCAUGUCUCUUGCAAACAAAAAGAAGAAAAAGCUCUCAGCCGCCAUGUUACUGCAGCAAGGUAGGAAAUCGAAAGCGGAAGGGGCUGUUCCACUUCCGGCAAUCAGCACGGAGCACGAUCUUCGGCCAUUUUUUUACCACAAUGGUGUGCGCGAGGACGAUAUUGUAAUUCCAAUGAUGAAUCUUGUAACACAAUAUCAAGGCACAGAUGCUAGAGAUAGAGCAGUAAAGUCUUUAGCCAUUGCUAACACGUUUAAAGAAAAGCCAUGGCUGAUGCAGGUGCGCAUGGCGAUGAGUCUGACGUCAUCGACGUUAAAGCGUGAGGUCACUAACUUACGUCACAGUUUUAACGAAGUUUCAAGGCAUGAGCGCCGGAGUGGAAGAACGGUAAAAAGUUUAAACGCGUAAAUUAAUCAAGUUUGAUUGGAUGGCAAACUUCCUUUCAAUCCAAAUUAUUACUGUAGUACGGAUAUGCAAAUGUAACAAAAACUAGACAACUUGUCCCUGAUUUGUAGAAGCUCAGACUUACAGACGAUGUUAAUUAGGAGAUUAUACACGUGCAUUUUUACAUUGUGAUUCAGCCGUUUUGCUUCGCACGCAUGCUAGAUAAAAUUCACGCUGUUUUUGUUUGAAGAAAAAACAACAACAAAAAAACGGGCAUGCAAUGCUUCACAAAUAUAGUGUUGCGUUCACAUUAACACGUGUACACUCUUAGAAAAAAUGUAUACGUUAUUAAAUAAUGAUAAAAGUCUUUUAAUAAUGUCUGUCUAACUAUCAAGUUCUGUAUUUCAAGGUCUUGUUUUUCGGUAUAUCUUUCCAACUUCUAAACAAACAAACGAUUGUAUAUAAAUAGUUGUAGAUAAACAGAACUGAUAUGUUUAAUGUUAACAGUUCUUUUAUUGAAUAAACUGUUUUAGUUCAGUUAUGGUUAAUUAACAAUGUUGCGUGCAGCAUAACACUUGUAACAAUAGAGAUUAGAUUUUGAAACAGUUAUUUUCGUCCGUAGUUAUUAAAUGUUGAUAUUGUUGAUUUGCAUAAUUUAUUUAAGAUCUUUUUUCUUUACUGUGAUACAAUAAGAAUUAUGUUUGUGAUAUAUUUGUAAUGAUUUGUGAUAUAUUUGUGAUAUUUCAUUUAACAUUUAAUCUGUUGUAUUUACUAACACAGUGAAAAAAUAAAUUUUUAAAUGUA